CGCGCUCUCAGUGUCCUCUCCUACGCUGCCCUUUUUCCCUUGGUGCCAUCACCGUCGCGGCCAAAAUGUCGUCCCCAGCGACGACCGCAGCCGCCCUCUGUACCGAAUCACGUAAAUCCCACGUGGCCCCGGAGGCGGACUAUCUGAGCGCCGACGCCACUAGCAGCGCUUCUCCAGAGCAACGAAGCAUUGUCAACCACACGGCUGAGCCCUAUUCCUCCGCAAGUCCUCCUGAAACCCCGCGCUUGGAAGACCUCCAGCUCCGCGACAGGUCUCUCACCCCAGGAAAGUCGCGCAAACGCCAAUUGCCCCAGGAAUCAGCUGCUGCUGCCAGCGCUCCCAUUCGUCCACGGCCGCAGCCCAAUGUCUUCACUCCAAAUUAUGAUGAUGGAACCCACAGGGUCUUUGCUGGUGCCAGGAAGCACACAGCUUAUGACUUUGACUCACCUGUUGCCUCAAUGUCAGUGUUGGAGAAGAGAUCACAGCCCACAAAUGAGAUACCUGUCAACAAAUUGACCCUGCAGCCUGAGACCCGUCAGAUCACAGAAGAGCAGUUGAUCAAUGAAGUUCGCACCAUCUAUGCUGGCCUUGUCCUUGUGGAAAGAAAAUGUGUUGAGAUUGACCGCCAACAAGCCAACAAUCCUUCAACCCUGACCAAUGAACAAUGGCAGGCUCUCACGGCCUUGCAUAGGACCCUUCUACACGAGCACCAUGAUUUUUUUUUGGCAUCCCAGCAUCCGUCAGCAAGCCCUGCCCUCCAGAGGUUAGCCAGUCGCUAUGCUAUGCCUGCAAGGAUGUGGAGACAUGCGAUUCAUUCAUUCCUGGAACUUUUGCGCCACAGGCUCCCUGAGGUGCUGGACCACAUGCUUGCCUUCAUAUAUACCGCCUAUUCCAUGAUGGCCCUGCUCCUUGAGAGCGUUCCCAGCUUUGAGGAUACAUGGAUUGAAUGUUUGGGGGAUUUGGCCCGGUAUAAAAUGGCUGUGGAAGAGUCAGAUCUUCGUGACAGGGAGGUCUGGGCUGGGGUGGCAAGGUAUUGGUACAACAAGGCAGCUGACAAGUCUCCCAUGGUUGGGAGAAUUCAGCAUCAUCUUGCUGUUCUUGCCAGACCCAACAUUCUUCUUCAGCUGUUCUUCUACUCCAAAUCCCUCAUUUGCGUCCACCCAUUCCCAAACACCAAGGAUUCUAUCCUUCUUCUUUUCAGCCCCUGUCUGGAACAAAAGGAACCACUUCACCACCCUCCUCUGAUGUUAUCAUUUGUGCGAGCUCACGGAGUUCUUUUCAACAAGCAGUCAAUACUUUCAUUUCUUGAGUACGGGUAUGAAUUCAUAUCCUUCCUGGAAACACAGAUUGGCCGUGUGGGGUCAAAAUGGAGGGAACAGGGAAUCUACUUUGCUUCUGCAAAUUUUGUCUCUCUUUUUGAGUAUGAUCUUGGCUCUUUUAUUGGCAAGGCAUUUGUUGAGACCACCAACUCCCCUGUCAACAUCUCUGAAAUUAAAGAUUCCUACUACACCCAGCAUAGUACUCCUGCUUCUAAACUAUCCUUGCACCCUGUGUCUCAUUCUGGUCAUUUCCAAACCUCUGUUGAAGUUAUUUCUUAUGCCUCUUGUUUUGCAUUCCACACUCUUGCAUUGGUGCUAAAACAUAUUGGUGAUAAAAAUGUUCUCCCCCAUGUACAUGUCUCUUUGGCAUUUCUGUGGUCUUUGGCAUUGGUUCCUGAGGGUAUGUCAUAUGCUCAGUCUGAAAUACCAUGGCAGGCGUUGGUGACAUUCCUAAAUACACUAAACACACAGGGCUUGAAUGAAUCUCGUUUGAAGAGUCAAAGUUUUCCCAUGCCAGAAAGUGGAAUGAAGUGCCAUCUUCCAGAAGAUUUCUCUAUGCGUGGAUUGAUUUGGAGCCAACUAUAUUAUCCUUCCGGGUUUUUCAACUUUUCCACUUUGGAAGAUGACGAGGAGCGGUCUUUGGAACCCCCCAGCAUUACAGCACCAAGAACUGAAAGGUGUCUCUGGAUUGGCCAUCGUCUUGCAUCUCUUGAUAUCUGGAUCUCCUUUAAUGAACAACAGAAGAAGUUUAUUGUUAAAGAUUUCGCUCUGGAGCUUGAAAAUUAUGCACAAGGCCCGGCACUUUUUGAUGAAGCAGGUCGAUUCUUUAGCGAAAGAGAGCGUGUGGAGACAAAAUGUGAAAAGAAGGACAAUGACAUGCACAUGAUGGAUAUAGGGCCUGUACAAAUGGCUGACCAUGAUCCUCGAUCUGUUGACGGCACUUAACACCGGUUGGAUAUUACAGGAUCAAGUCACAAAGCAUACACGAUGACGGUAAAACACAAGACAAGUACACCGCCGACAGCCGGACGAACCUAGUACAACAAUGCCGGAAGAAAUGCACUACAUGGCUCAUGCAAGCAUCGCAUCGGCUACUUAGUUUUGCUCAAUGCCGGUUUAGGACAGAGGGCGCUUGGAUGACAGUGCGGCUGGGUCGGUGCUUACAGACCGAGGUGGUUUUGGAUACGACUUGUUCAGGAAGACACUCUACAUACAUGCCAUUUAUUAUUCUUAUUAUGGGAUUGGAUAUUACAUGGCGUUCGAACUUUAGGCCGCUAAAGGAAUGGAGUGGAGGGGAGUUUGCUUCUGGGGAGAGAGGAGAAGAAGGUUGAGCAAUAUUGGCUUGGAUUGAUGGGGUUUGGGUUGUGUGGUGUAUUGUAGUGCAAGCUGGUUUUCUUUUUUUGAAAAAAGAGUUGGAAUAAAAAAAGAAGGGAAAAAAAAGAAAAAUAGUAACCAGGUCUAAUAAUUUUAGCACAGUAGUAUAUAUUUUUG
Molecule: messenger RNA, 2810 nt
Organism: Coccidioides immitis RS
Lineage: Eukaryota; Fungi; Ascomycota; Eurotiomycetes; Onygenales; Onygenaceae
Exons: 3
Coding region: 66-2264 (732 amino acids)
Biological process (GO): nuclear-transcribed mRNA catabolic process, nonsense-mediated decay
Cellular component (GO): telomerase holoenzyme complex
Molecular function (GO): telomeric repeat DNA binding; protein binding; telomerase RNA binding
Source: RefSeq, a predicted model, not a curated record